Messenger RNA from Staurois parvus, 441 nucleotides. NCBI's taxonomy places the organism in Eukaryota, Metazoa, Chordata, Amphibia, Anura, Ranidae. The record is from the annotation of a GenBank genome assembly.
AUGGUGCAGCAGUUCUAUGUUUCCUCGGUGCUUUGCUAUCCUCACCCUCUUAUUGUUUUUACCUUUUUGAAUACAUCUCCAUCAUGUCUCCAAAUUGCCUUUUCUUCAUCCUCAGGAACAGAUCUGGAGACGUCUUUACUGAGCUUCGAGAAACUGGACCGGGCAUCACCAGACUUGUGGCCAGAGCAACUUCCAGGAGUUGCAGAAUUUGCCGCCUCCUUUAAGAGUCCAAUUGCAAGCUCUCCGCCCAAGUGGAUGGCUGAAUUGGAAAAUGAUGACAUUGAAAUGCUAAGAGAAUUGGGUAGUCUAACCAUCACUAAUCUAAUGGAGAAGGUUCGUGGACUUCAGAAUUUGGCCUAUCAGUUGGGACUAGAAGAAUGUAAGUGCCUGUCAUAUCUUCAAGAGUGUUUCAGUAAAUGGGAAGAUGGCAGGCAGAGAUAG